This is a messenger RNA of Tachysurus vachellii, 4916 nucleotides long. RefSeq names its product arginyl aminopeptidase like 1 (gene rnpepl1). Lineage: Eukaryota; Metazoa; Chordata; Actinopteri; Siluriformes; Bagridae. Bases 417 to 2495 code for a protein of 692 amino acids. The transcript has 11 exons. Gene Ontology annotation, molecular function: zinc ion binding; metalloaminopeptidase activity. Gene Ontology annotation, biological process: proteolysis. The record is from RefSeq and is a predicted model, not a curated record.
UGAGCGAUUUCCUCCUCCUCCUUGUUUUCACUUCCUGUUUUGUAAAGGGAGUCACUCAACAUAGAUUCGUUCAUUUCAGCUUUACAGAGGUGUCUUUUUUCCUUAGUUCUUCACCCAGGAGGUUAAUUAAACGCUGUAAUAUCUCACAUUUUAAUGGAGGGUGGAUUGAUGAGCUGUCCGCGGUCCUGAUGGAUUUUACCUAGAUGGUUUUGUUUUCCAGUCCGGUUCAUGGUUUCUGUCUCUUCUCUUUACUGGGAAUGAUUCUCAGUCCAGUUGAAAACUUUCCAGCCUUGGUUUAAGAACACAAGAGACAUGUCAGAGCUGUAGAGGAAGUGUGUGGUUUGUUUGCACCUCCUUCUUGUUUUGUUUGUGUGAACUUUUUACUUUCUCAUACGGAUCCGGUGGUGAACGUGUCCAUGGCCGAGCUGAACGUGGCGCUGUGCUGCUGCUGCCGAAAGGCUCUGCCUGUGGCCGGUAAAGCUCGGGACGGGGCUCGAUCACUCGGUCGCUGCCGGCUGGUGGACGUCGCAUCGGCAUCCAACUUUCACAGCUUCUCAUUGCGUCACUUCCACCUGGACCUGCGAGUGAACUUCGGCUUAAAGAGGAUCACCGGCUGGCAGGUUCUUGAGCUGGCGACGCUGCAGCCCGGUGUACAGACUCUGGUGCUGGACGCGCACCCGUCUUUACUGAUCCACUCUGUGGACUGUAAGGUCCCAGGCACGUCCGGAUCUCCUGAUAUCAUCUUCUCUCUCUCUUACAACCUCGAGUCAUUCACAGACUACGGGUCCUCGCUCCGUAUCGCACUCCCCGUGUCCGCCAUCCGACCACACCGACCUUUCAGGGUCACCAUCCGCUACACCACUACUGAUGGACCUGCGAUCUGGUGGUUGGACACAGAGCUAACGUGUGGUCAGACUCGGCCGUUGGUCUUCACUCAGGGUCACUCCGUGUGCAAUCGUUCCUUUUUCCCUUGCUUCGACACUCCAGCUGUUAAAAGCACCUACUCCGCUACCAUCAGGGUUCCAGAUGGAGUGACUGUGCUAAUGAGUGCCUCUAGGAGUGUGUACUCUAAGCAGGACCGGCUGUUCCAGUUCUCUAUGGAGUACCCUGUUCCUGCCUAUUUAGUGGCCCUGGUGGCUGGAGAUCUACAGCACGCAGACAUCGGGCCCAGGAGCCGUGUGUGGGCUGAGCCCUGUCUCCUGACCUCCGCUGUUAGUAAACUGGGAAGCAGUGUGGAGCGCUGCCUCGACGUGGCUGAGCAGCUCUUUGGCCCUUAUGUUUGGGGCAGGUACGACAUUGUAUUCCUCCCUCCUUCAUUCCCUAUUGUGGCUAUGGAGAACCCGUGUCUCACCUUCAUCAUAUCCUCCAUUCUGGAGAGUCAGGAGUUCCUGCUGAUUGACGUCAUUCAUGAGAUCGCUCACGGCUGGUUUGGAAACGCCGUCACCAACGCCACCUGGGAGGAGAUGUGGCUCAGUGAGGGACUAGCUACGUAUGCACAGAGACGCAUCACUACAGAGGUUUAUGGCGAAGCCCUCACCUGUCUGGAGACGGUCUUUCGUUUGGACGCGCUGCACAGACAAAUGCGUCUUCUUGGAGACAACAAUCCAGUCAGCAAGCUACAAGCCAAGUUUGAGCCAGGGGUUAACCCCAGCAGUCUGAUGAACCUGUUCACAUAUGAGAAAGGCUUUUGCUUUGUCUCGUACCUCUCCCAGCUGUCCGGCGACAUCAAACGGUUCGACACUUUCCUCAAGGCCUACAUCGAGCAGUUCAGGUUCAGCAGUGUCGUUGCUCAGGACCUGCUAGAUUUCUUCCUGGGAUUUUUUCCUGAGUUGAAGGAAAGCUGUGUAGCACAACGAGAGGGACUGGAGUUUGAGCGCUGGUUGAACGAGUGCGGCCCUCCUCUGUGUGAACCGGAUCUUUCUGCUGGCGUCGCGCUGACCGGGCCUGUCCAGCACCUCUGUGAGCUCUGGAGCAUGGAGUCACCUGACCACCAAGCUAUUGCAAGCUUCGACCUCUCCACCUGGAGCACCUUCCAGACUGUUCUCUUCCUGGACCGAUUGCUGGACCGUUCACCUCUAUCACAAGAGGUGAUGAGUGUCCUGUCGAGCUGCUACUCGGUUCUGCUGGACGGCAUGAACGCCGAGGUCCAGAUUCGCUGGCUGCAGGUUGUAGUAAGGAACAGCUUUUAUCCUGACCUGCAUCGCGUUCGCAGUUUCCUGCACAAACAUACCUCGCGCAUGUACACAGUGCCUCUGUAUGAAGACCUGUGCGGAGGAGUCCUGAAGUGUUUCGCUGUCGAGGUGUUUUACCAAACACAGGAUCGCUUACACCCCAACCUGCGCAAGGCGCUGCAGCAGAUUCUAUUCCAAACCAGUGCAGCAAGCACCUCUAGCACCCCGGCCCUGGUCGACCAGACCCAGUCCACUCCAUCGCCACCCCCAGACCCACCCACUAACGGGACCAUGGCCCUGCUAGAUGUCAACGUGUCGGCGUGACCUUUUAGAGAGCUGCAGGGUCACAGAGUAAGUGAACUGAGAAGCAAGCGGAGAUUCCCAUCACCGGAGGCCAACCCCCUGUGCGUGUGUGUGUGUGUGUGUACGUAUGUGUGUGGGUGUGUGUGUGCGUGCGCACUCUCUCCAACACUGGGAUUUUUACAUGCACCUUCAAUAUUCAUAUUCAAGCUGCUAUUCAUAUUCAAGUGGAGGACAUACAACAUGGACUGUGUUUAAAGAUGGUUAUAUUUUGUGUGAGUGUGAGAGAGAGAAAGAAAGAGAAAGUAUUUUGGUGUGUGUGUGUCUGUCUGUGUGUGUCUGUCUGUGUGUCUGUGUGUGUGUGUGUCUGUCUGUGUGUCUGUCUGUGUGUCUGUCUGUGUGUCUGUCUGUGUGUCUGUCUGUGAGUGUGUCUGUGCGUGUGUCUGUGCGUGUGUCUGUGCGUGUGUCUGUGCGUGUGUCUGUGCGUGUGUCUGUGCGUGUGUCUGUGCGUGUGUCUGUGCGUGUGUCUGUGCGUGUGUCUGUGCGUGUGUCUGUGCGUGUGUCUGUGCGUGUGUCUGUGCGUGUGUCUGUGCGUGUGUCUGUGCGUGUGUCUGUGCGUGUGUCUGUGGCGUGUGUCUGUGGCGUGUGUGUGUGUGUGUGGUGUGUGUGUGUGUAUUUGCACCUUGAAAACCUCAGAUCACACGAUGUGACUUGUAAUGAACUCCGUAUCAGAGACUGGAACUAAAAGCCAGCUAAUGACCUGUAAAAGCUGCUCAAAGUUUAAUGAUAGACUUUUGGCCAAAAACAGAAGGUACACACAAUUUUCCUUUUAAUGCAGAUUAACGACGAUCAGUCGAGGCGUGUCCGGAGCGGCUUCUUCUUCUUUCAGCUGGAGCUCUACAUAGAGCAGUUUCAGCUCAUGGCCUCUAGUUUAGUGUUGUUUAUACAUUUACAUUCCUAAAUCAGACACCAGCGCAGCGAGCGGUUGACAGAAUCCUCCACCCUGAAGCACAUUAAAUACGUUCCUGUUGAAAUAUUAAUGAUUCUUUUGCUAUUUUGUCAGUAGGUGGGGUACGAGAAGGUAGUGCUUUUCUGCUGCAGUGUCAUCACAGCUCCAAUAUCAGUGGAUAGUCAAACAGCGUUAUCGGUAAUGGGGGAAAACCGUUAAGGAAAAAUAGAACGGCCUAGAAAAUAAAAACUAAACAAAAAAAGAAAUAAAAAUAAAAAAAUCUAAUCCGAAUUUCAAUAUUAAUCCAAGAUAAUCUGAGAUGUGAAUUAUAAAGAUUAAUGUCAUUCCCCCCCCCCAUCUCUCAAACCGACUCUAGCGAAAGCUCUGAUCUGAAGUUAAUGCAAAUUGUGCAUGAGAAGAGAUUCAGAUGAUCAUGUAGCUUUGAUAUAUAUUGCAUAUUUAUUUGUUUUUUUUUAUAUAUAAAUUAAGAUUAAUAAUAAUUACGGUAUUUUAUCAAACUGUGUACAAAAAAUUCGACUAAAUCAGAUGAUUCGUGUCGAAGUAAACGUGUGAUCUUUUAGACUACAGGCACCGUAAGCCGAUGACUGAUGUUUGCGUUGAGUUGAAAUGGCGUCGUAUUCAUUUUUGCCCAAACGAUCACUUUUAAACCGAAGCCUCACACGAAAGUAUGUUCUGUUCAGACGUAUUCCAGAGGAGUCCUGAAUGAGUCUGACUUCCUCAUGAGGAUAACGGCAUAAAUGCACAUUGGAUAAACAAAAAAACUCUUUUUUUUUUUUGUUAUCUUUCUUGAAUGGUUUAUUUGAUUAUCCAAUCCUGGAGUCUUUUUCUUCUCCUCUUACCUCGAGUGGACUCUCAGGUGCGUCAGUGCUGAAGUGGCGGAAACACGUCGGUGCCUUUGAACGAAAGCUUUCAACACUCUUAAAUAUGGCUGCCCAAACUGACGAGCAUCUUCCUUUACACUCUAAGCCAUAUUUGGGACAUUUCUGAUGUCAGUGUUGGAGAGAAAUCUCCUGCAGGUUCCCUGUAUAUCAUGCACACCUUUAGCAUUCUGUUUUUUUUUUUUUUGUUUGUUUGUUUUUUCCUUUUUUUUUUUUGUUUGUUUGUUUGUUUGUUUGGUUAGAAAUAGCUAAAGUGUGUUCGUUAAAUGAGAUCGGGUUAUUAGUUUGCCACUUUUUUGUUUUUUUCAGCCUCGUUUUAAACAUACGUUACAGAUUUCCAUGUCAACACUUUUUUCCUCGACUCCAUUUUGUUAUUUGUUGUUUUUUGACCUUGAAUGCCUUUAAUAUUGGACGAAAUGCAACACAAUAAAUGCAAAAAGAGGUUUUAAGCUGUUGGGCCAGUGGGUUGGUUGUGAGCAUGUGUGUGUGGAUCAACAUCAAACACAAGCGGCCUUAAUAAACAAAGCCAAAACUGGUUUGGUUUCUGUUUUAAAGAAAAUAAAUGUCAUGAAAAUAAAGUGGUGUGUUUUUUUGUUA